Molecule: messenger RNA, 1422 nt
Organism: Nannospalax galili (Upper Galilee mountains blind mole rat)
Lineage: Eukaryota; Metazoa; Chordata; Mammalia; Rodentia; Spalacidae
Product: T-complex protein 1 subunit gamma-like
Exons: 3
Coding region: 1-1197 (398 amino acids)
Biological process (GO): protein folding
Cellular component (GO): chaperonin-containing T-complex
Molecular function (GO): ATP-dependent protein folding chaperone; ATP binding; ATP hydrolysis activity
Source: RefSeq, a predicted model, not a curated record
AUGAUGGGCCACCAUCCAGUGCUUGUGCUCAGUCAGAAUACAAAGCGUGAAUCUGGAAGAAAAGUUCAAUCUGGAAACAUCAGUGCUGCCAAGACAAUUGCAGAUAUCAUCCGAACAUGCUUGGGACCCAAGUCCAUGAUGAAGAUGCUUUUGGACCCAAUGGGAGGCAUCAUACCUGGUGGCAUCAUUGAAGAUUCCUGUGUCUUACGUGGAGUCAUGAUUAACAAGGAUGUGACCCAUCCACGAAUGCGCCGCUAUAUCAAGAACCCUCGCAUUGUGCUACUGGAUUCUUCUUUGGAGUACAAGAAAGGGGAAGGCCAAACUGAUAUUGAGAUUACACGAGAGGAAGACUUCACCCGCAUCCUGCAAAUGGAAGAAGAGUACAUUCAGCAGCUCUGUGAGGACAUAAUCCAGCUGAAGCCUGAUGUGGUCAUCACAGAAAAGGGCAUCUCAGAUUUAGCUCAGCACUAUCUCAUGCGGGCCAAUAUCACAGCCAUUCGUAGAGUCCGAAAGACAGACAAUAAUCGAAUUGCUAGAGCCUGUGGGGCACGGAUAGUCAGCGGACCAGAGGAACUGAGAGAUGAUGUUGGAACAGGAGCAGGCUUAAUGGAAAUCAAGAAGAUUGGAGAUGAGUACUUCACAUUCAUCACUGAGUGCAAAGACCCAAAGGCUUGCACCAUUCUCCUUAGAGGGGCCAGCAAAGAGAUUCUCUCAGAAGUAGAGCGCAACCUCCAGGAUGCCAUGCAAGUGUGCCGUAACGUUCUCCUGGACCCUCAGCUGGUGCCAGGCGGUGGCGCCUCUGAGAUGGCUGUGGCCCAUGCCUUGACAGAAAAAUCCAAGGCCAUGACUGGUGUGGAACAGUGGCCAUAUAGAGCUGUUGCCCAAGCAUUAGAGGUCAUCCCUCGUACCCUGAUCCAGAACUGUGGGGCCAGGAUCAUCCGUUUACUGACCUCCCUUCGGGCUAAGCACACACAGGAGAACUGUGAGACCUGGGGUGUAAAUGGCGAGACUGGUACCUUGGUGGACAUGAAAGAGCUGGGCAUAUGGGAGCCAUUGGCUGUGAAGCUACAAACAUAUAAAACAGCAGUGGAGACUGCAGUUCUGCUGCUCCGGAUUGAUGACAUCGUCUCAGGCCACAAAAAGAAGGGGGAUGACCAAAGCCGGCAAAGCAGUGCUCCUGAUGCUGGCCAGGAGUGAAUGGUGGGCAAGGUGACCAGCGCACAGAACCAGCAGUCUCCCCCUUCCUGAAGCAGAGUCCAGGAAUACUGUGGAUGUCUUUGUUGGAAGGGAUCAGGUUGAGGGGCAGCCCCCCAUCCCAGCUCAGUUUGCAAAAGGCACUGACAUGUAACUCUUCUCUAUUGUAAGCUUUCCAUUUAGUUUGCUUCUAAUGAUUAAAUCUAAGUCAUUUGAAAAAAAAAAAAA